Messenger RNA from Clarias gariepinus (North African catfish), 598 nucleotides. RefSeq names its product HOP homeobox (gene hopx). The record is from RefSeq and is a predicted model, not a curated record. Gene Ontology annotation, molecular function: DNA binding. Gene Ontology annotation, cellular component: nucleus. Lineage: Eukaryota; Metazoa; Chordata; Actinopteri; Siluriformes; Clariidae. The transcript is spliced from 2 exons. The coding region runs from base 120 to 359 and encodes 79 amino acids. Gene Ontology annotation, biological process: regulation of transcription by RNA polymerase II; cell differentiation.
CUUCUCCUCCUGCUUUUCAUAUUCUUCUCGCGCUCGCUCGCUCGCGCUCCUGUGUUCAUCCUCCAGCGCUGAGAAACUCGGUGAUUAUCGUUACUGCGUCCGGGUCCUGACCAGCGCCAAUGGCGUCUAAAGACAGCGGGACGGAGGCGCUGGGCACGCGCCUGGCGGAGGAUCAGCUGCGCGUGCUGGAGGAUAAUUUCACGCGCGUCGGCAAGAACCCGGACGGGACAACGCUCCUGCUCAUCGCCGCCGAGUGUGGACUGAGUGAGGAGGAGACGCGCAAAUGGUUCAGGAUGCGUACUGCUCAGUGGAGAGAAUCAGAGGGGCUGCCUCCUCAACCGGGAUCAGUCAAAGACUGAAGACAAGGAAGACCGUGUCCAUCUCUAUUCACACAUCAUGCCGCUGAUCCUCUCUAUCCAUCGUCCUUCUCUGUUCUUUCCAUCUGCCGUGUAUGUGUCAGGUCUCCUGCUUGUUUACCCUUACCGUCUUUAUUGUUGAAGUUAUGCUAUAUUUGUUGGAUGUAUUUAAAGGAAAAGUAUAUUACAGAGACAAAUGUCAGGUUUACAAUAAAUAAACUGUAUAUAUGGCUAUGAGUGAA